AUGGGCAAGGCAAAUCCACUUCUAUGUGAUAAUGUACAUGUGUCGACGUUUUCUGCGUGGGUGUACCCAGUAUCCAGUACAGUGGCAGGGCUACGCUCGCUCGCACGAUACUUUGCUGACGCGAUUAAGGGUACGAGAAGGGAGGAUGUAAGCUCAAAUUGGAAGCGAGAGAGUGCUAGCCUCGACGUCAUCCUCGAGCUUUGUAUGAUGCGAAAUGUGAUAACCUUGACAUCCCCUCCACUAUUAUGGCGUAAGCUCAAUACAUAG
Messenger RNA from Plasmopara halstedii, 267 nucleotides. RefSeq lists its product as uncharacterized. The record is from RefSeq and is a predicted model, not a curated record. Bases 1 to 267 code for a protein of 88 amino acids. Lineage: Eukaryota; Oomycota; Peronosporomycetes; Peronosporales; Peronosporaceae. The transcript is spliced from 2 exons.